Messenger RNA from Aedes aegypti (yellow fever mosquito), 624 nucleotides. RefSeq names its product histone H1. Gene Ontology annotation, cellular component: nucleosome; nucleus. Bases 1 to 624 code for a protein of 207 amino acids. The transcript has a single exon. Gene Ontology annotation, molecular function: nucleosomal DNA binding; double-stranded DNA binding; structural constituent of chromatin. The record is from RefSeq and is a predicted model, not a curated record. NCBI's taxonomy places the organism in Eukaryota, Metazoa, Arthropoda, Insecta, Diptera, Culicidae. Gene Ontology annotation, biological process: nucleosome assembly; chromosome condensation; negative regulation of DNA recombination.
AUGACUGAAACCGCCGUCGAAGUUGCCGCCGUGGCUCCAGCAGUAAAAGCGCCUAAAAAGUCCAAAGUCGCUGAGAAAGACGCUAACAAGCUGAAGAAGCAACCGACUCAUCCACCAGUGAACGAAAUGGUCAUUGCCGCUCUCAGCAACUUAAAGGAACGUAAAGGAUCUUCUCUGCAGGCUGUUAAAAAGUACAUCGGUGCCAAUUACGAUUGCGACGUGAUCAGGUUGUACACCUUCAUCCGAAGGGCUCUGAAAACUGGCGUCGAGAAGGGAACUCUAAUCCAGACCAAGGGAACCGGUGCGACUGGAUCCUUCAAGCUGGUGGACAAGAAAAAGGCGUCCGUUGAGAAAAAGCCUAAAAAGGCUGUCAGUGAGAAGAAGGAGGCUGUCAAAAAAGCUGUGGGCAAUAAGAAGGUCAAGAAACCGGCCACCAAAAAAGCGACGGGUGUGAAGAAAGCCACAGCUGUGAAGACUGGCACUGCGAAGAAGGCUGCUCCUUCCAAGCAGAAGUCUACCAAACCAUCGAAGGCCGCUGCUGCCACGAAGCCGAAAACCCCGAAGCCGAAGAAAAUCGCUCCGGCCAAAAAAGCCGCCUCGAAGAAAGUCGCCGCUAAAAAGUAA